Impatiens glandulifera is the source of this 1075-nucleotide messenger RNA. Its product is annotated as probable protein ABIL4. NCBI's taxonomy places the organism in Eukaryota, Viridiplantae, Streptophyta, Magnoliopsida, Ericales, Balsaminaceae. The record is from RefSeq and is a predicted model, not a curated record. The coding region runs from base 94 to 861 and encodes 255 amino acids. The transcript is spliced from 7 exons.
UCGUUUCUUCUUCUUUCUCUGUUUCAUUUUAUUAAGCAAUCUAGCUAGUUAAUGGCUACUUCUGCAUAAGAACAUCACACAAACAAAGGGGAGAUGAAGUCUUCAACAAUUCAAAACCAAACCGAGCAAAUGCAGGCAUCAGAAUCUCGGUUUUUCAAGUCUCUUCAGGAACUUAAAGAGUUGAGUUCUCAGCUCCACUAUGCUGCUGAUUACUCGGAAAAAUCCUACCUAAAUGGCGAAGAGAAGAAGAAAAUAGUUUUGAAGAAUACGAAAGACUAUAUAUGCAAGGCCUUAGUGACUGUUAUUGACCAUGUUGGAUGUGUUUCCACCAAUUUGGAUUUCGAGCUAUCAAAGGAAACUGCGAUUUCUGAAGCUGAGUUUGGAAUUGUCUGCUUGAAUCAAAGGCUUAUCACAUUGCAACAAUAUUUUCACAAGCUUGAAACGAUGAAACAUAGCUGGAUCAACACUUCUCCAAGAUAUCAUUCUCGAUAUAUAGUUCCUCCAAUGCAGGAGGAUCUUGAUAAACCAAAUGAUAUGGGUUUUUUCCAUGUUCAUAACGGAAAUUCAAACAAACUUAAGAAAUCUAUCCGUUAUCGUCUAGAAGCUGCUAAGGAAUUUGAAGCAAAUGAGGUGCCACUUUUCUUGUACACAGUUAAUAUGAAGAAGACAUGUCUUUCUAAACAUUCAAGCUUGGACUCAAAUGAUCCAACUUUGACUCAACCAAUGUUGCCCGUUCGGGAUAGCCUAUCAUCAUCUUCUUUUGCCAAAAAUCGAACUCCUUCCUUCCAUUUUCAGGACUCUUCUCCGACGAGGACUAAACGUAACAUCGUAUCGCUUCUUCUUUUUCGCAAAAACAAAUAAUGAAUUCAAUCAAAUGGGCAUCCAUUUCAUUUCAAUUUUCUACAAAGUCAAUGUAGUAGGAGCGUUUAAUCAAUUUGAAUCUUACAUCCGUUCUGACAACAUAUUUUGAAACGAAAAACAAUAUAUAUGGAUGUAUCUAUUCUAGUAAUCUAACAAUUUAAUUUCGAAUUCGAAAUAUAGGAAUCUAACCAUUUAAUCUAAGUUACAAUGUACA